This is a messenger RNA of Diplodia corticola, 5991 nucleotides long. RefSeq names its product wd repeat protein. Gene Ontology annotation, biological process: peptidyl-arginine methylation; vacuolar acidification. Gene Ontology annotation, cellular component: RAVE complex. Lineage: Eukaryota; Fungi; Ascomycota; Dothideomycetes; Botryosphaeriales; Botryosphaeriaceae. Gene Ontology annotation, molecular function: protein-arginine N-methyltransferase activity; protein binding. The record is from RefSeq and is a predicted model, not a curated record. The transcript has 9 exons. The coding region runs from base 1 to 5991 and encodes 1996 amino acids.
AUGUCGCACUCGUCAGCCUCCUCGGACACGGCCUCGGACCCGUUGGACAUGCGCGGCGAGGAGGACUGGGAGGAUGCCGAGCCCGAUGUCGAGGAGAUCCGCGUCGUCAGCCUGUUCGACGACCAAGUCUUUCCGGAUGUCAAGCAGAUGAUCGAGGAUUGCAAGAAAAGGUACAGCUUCGAUUUCGUUGGCAUUCAGAAAAAGCUGGGCCUUGACUUCUUCUCGAGCAUCAAGCUGGUGAACUACAUUCGUAGCGAAGUCAAAGCCGGAAACAAGAACCCCGCCGUGUCUGACGCAUCGGCAUUCGCCGACGACAAGUACCUGCAGCCUGUGCUCGAGGACGAUGCCGUGCUCUUUUCUCUGGAUGAGCUGUCGGAUGAGACCGAGGAAGAAUCGCUGUCUGAAGAGGGACGGAGAGUGAAGGAGCUCGAGGAGCAGCUCCAGCAAUUGGCGAGCCAGUUCAGCGAAUACAGAGAAACCGUCUCUAGAACACUCGAAGAGCGCUGGAACGACAAAGACUCGAAGGCGGCCGAAGCGGGCCCCUCCGGAUCGACAAAGGCUCCCGAGGGCAAGUGGGGCAUCGAUACCGGAUACUUCGAUUCCUACUCGUACAACGACAUCCACGAGACGAUGCUCAAGGACACCAUCCGCACUGAUGCGUACAGGGACUUUGUGUACGACAACAAGCACAUCUUCGCCGGAAAGACGGUGCUGGACGUGGGCUGCGGCACGGGCAUCCUGUCCAUGUUCUGCGCAAAGGCCGGCGCUGCCCACGUCAUCGCCGUGGACAACAGCGAGAUGAUCGAGAAGGCCGUGGUCAACUGCCACGCCAACGGCUUCUCCACCGACAAGAUCACCUGCCUGCGCGGCAAGAUCGAGGAGGUCACGCUCCCCGUCGACAAGGUGGACAUCAUCAUCUCGGAAUGGAUGGGCUACUGCCUGCUCUUCGAAGCCAUGUUCGACAGCGUCAUGUGGGCCCGGGACCGCUACCUGAAGCCCGACGGGCUGAUGGUCCCGAGUCACUGCACGCUGCACAUGGCGCCUUUCUCCGACGACGACUUCAUCGCCGACAGCAUCGACUUCUGGCACGAUGUGUACGGCUUCGACAUGAGCGCAAUGAUGGAGAAGAUCCGCGACGACGUCAGGGUCAGGAGCCUGAAGACGGACAAGCUUGUCUCUCAAUCGGCCCAGUUCUUGCAGCUCCCUCUGCACACCAUCACGACCGAAGAGCUGGAGUUUGUCAAGACCUUCUCGGUCGAGGUGGACAAGGAUGCCAGCGCGCUGGACGGCUGGUGCAUCUGGUUCGACACCUUCUUCCUGCCGUCCCGCGACGCCGUGCUUCCAGCGGACGCGCGGGCCGAGACAUGGAAGGGCCCAGGAAACGCCUUCACGACGGGCCCCGGCGGCAAGCCCACGCACUGGGAAUCCGGGCUGCUGCUCGUCGAGCGCACCGGCAAGGAAGCGGAGCUGAAGAAGGGGCAGAAAAUCGCAGGCAGUGUGACGUACAAGAAGGCGGGCAAGAACACGCGCGACUUGGCCAUCGAAGUGGAGUGGGAGGUCGAGGGCGCGGCGGACGGCAAGCGGAAGCAGGCGUGGAAGCUCGACGCCUCCGCCCACCGCCCGCCUCCGGACCAUGACGACCCGGCUGUAGAGCUCGCAGCUCCAGCAUCCCGUUCCAUGCGCGCCAUCCUCCCCGGCCGUCCCAACGCAGAGCUCGCUGCUGUGACCACCGGGCUCUCGGAGGGAAGGCAGCUGAUCGCCUACAUCUCGGGCAAUGCCCUCGUGAUCCUCGACGGCCCGCGCCACAUCGUCCAGACGACCUACACCGAAGAUGAAGGGAACUUGGUGGCCGUGGUGCUGGACGAGUCGUCGGGCAAGAUCGCCGCCGCCUCCAAGACGGCCGUCUACGUCUACAAGCCGCACGGCCUGGACAUUGGCCAGCCCAAGUGGACACAACAACACACAUUGACCCUCGCCGACCCCCACGACCACAUCCGCACCCUGUCCUGGGGCAUCGCCGAGGAGCUGCUGGUUGGGAGUGCGGCCCUGACCCUGUUCUCCACACACAAUCACGAGUCCGAACGCCUCUUCACCGCGCCGCUUGCCUCUCCCGCAAAGUUCGCCCAAUUCUCCUACGAUGCCACCUUCAUCGCCACCACCUCGACCUACGACCGGCUCGUCAAGAUAUGGCACCGCCUCAGCUUCGGCAGCGUCGAGGAGCGCUUCGACGUGGCCUACCUGCCACACCCGACCACUGUCACCGGCCUGCACUGGCGCCGCCCGCGCCACCGCGAGCAGCUGAUCGAGAACGUGCUAUACACCAUCUGCGCCGACAACAAGGUGCGCGUGUGGGUGGGCGGCGAGCACCGCGGGCCCGAGAUCUUCCAGCUGUGGGCCGAGGUCGACCUGCACGAGUCCAUCAAGCCGCGCGCUCUCGACCCUGCCACACGCUCCGGCCGCCGCUACACUUUCUUCAUCGACAGUGCCGACUUCGCCGUUGCGACUGAGCGCGCCGUGCAGCAGGCGGCCGACGGCGGCGGCACCCCGGAGGAGAGCCAUGCGCUGCAGCACUUGAUCGAGGUCGCGAACCGCACCCCCGAGGUCUGCGUCGUGCUGGACGACAAGGGCAACAUGUCGGCCUGGGGCUUGGAGAGCGUCGACACAAAGGUCAAGAAGUCGAGCAACAUCUUCAACAUCGCCCACGUCGAGGGGCUCCGGCUGCAUUUUGCAAAGGACGCCUUGCCGGCUGAGGACAAUGUUCAAUUCCAUGCCUUCUGCGGCGACGCUCACGGCAGCUCCUUCACCCUGCUCAUGCACCACUUCGAUGGAAGGAUAGAGUGGAUGGAGGGCAAGAUCGAUCUGUUGUUCGACCCUUCGCCCAUCAAGUUGACGAGAUUGGAGCGCGAAACCAUCUUGACCGGACAUACUGCACCCAUCAAAAAGGUAGUGCGCACAGCGAGCGGACGUGCCUUGAUUUCCCGGACCGACAAGAACGCGGGCGUUGUGUGGAGGCAGGAGAACUCGAAGCAUUCCGGCCCUGUGCUCGCUCGGCACAGCACCGUUCAGGUCGACGAACACAUCCAUCGGACCGCCUUGCUUGCCGAGGGCGAUUUUGUCGUGUUCUUGCACCACGAAAGCAUUUCGCUAUGGGACGCGCGCACGCCAGCAGCGAAAGAGGUGGCCCGCUGCGAGUACCAGCUGCAGGGCAAGCCGCUCUGCCUGCUCCUCAUCCCCGAAGUCGAGACCGAUACUGGAUGCGUUCAUCUCGCCACCAUCUCGUCCGACAUGAAGGGAAUUGGCUGGGAGGUGAGGAUACCACCUAAAGCGACGCCUGUGAAUCCCCGCCUGCACCUACAUCGCCGCCAGUCUUCCAUCAACAUCGAAGGCAAGAUUUCCAUCACGGAAAUGUGCAGGUUUGACCUGGGCGAUGGCGGAGAUCUUGCCUACGUCAUCCCCGUCGAUCCUGCUGGAACGCGGGCUGUCAUCUCAGGCUUUUUGGACACGUUCGCUCGUGAUGUCGCAAUCUCGUACACCACCUCUGGCGUCAUCAAGUCCUGGACUGCCAGAGUGAGCGGAGACCGAAAGAAGAUUGAAUGGCUGCUCACCUCAACCGUAAGCACUGGCGUAGAGAACCCGACGCUGUGCAGUGGCACAUCGAUCCGCAAAGCAGCGCUGGUCGAUGCAGAAAAGACCGGUCUCACCAUCUGGGGCACGCGAAGCGCGCAGUUGGAGCACGAAGAGCGCUUCGAGUCUCAUGACAUCAUCCAGGACAUCGAUUGGUCUUCCUCGCCGGAUAACCAGUCCAUCCUCGCCGUCGGCUUUCCUCACAGAGUAGUCAUCUACGCACAGCUGCGCUACAACUACCUCGACCACGGACCAUCUUGGGCGGCGAUUCGAGAAGUUCGCAUUCGAGAGGUCACGCCGCAUCCGAUUGGCGAUUCGGUCUGGCUUGGCAGUGGAAAUCUGGUCAUCGGUGCUGGAAACCAGCUUUUUGUCCAAGACGAGCAUGUCGAGGUCGAUGAUGGCGUCCUUCCGGAUCUGCGCCUCGUUGAACACAGAGAAGCUCACCGGAAGAAGGCGGUGGAUCUGUUCACUCUUGUGAGCAGACUCAAUGGUCCACUGCCCGUCUACCAUCCACAGAUGCUCGCUCAGUGCGUGCUUCUUGGGAAACUGCCGCUCGUGCAGCGCAUCCUCAUCAACCUCUUCAAGGUACUCAAGUUCUACACGGAAGGCGAUCCUUUCGACACCAUGCUCGGAUUGUCGCCUGAGGAUUUCUUUGAGGAUCAAGGGGCCACUAUGAACGGUUCUGCUCGAAAGGAGCUGCAGUCAUCGUACGCAGACUUCACCGAGGAGGACGACGAGCCCGCCAGCGUGACAGAGCAAGUCGCUGUGAGCUUGAACGAGCUUCUCCAGAAAAAGUCGGUACCACAGCUGUCCAACCGUGAGCAAUUCCACCUCGCAGACAUUGUCGAGUGUGUCGGCACGGUCGAGAAGCACCGGAGAAGCGUCGAUGACAACGCCUGUCGUUUCUUGCUCUUCUUCAGGCAACACUAUCUCCGCGACAAGGGUGGCCAGCGCAGUGAUGACAAGUCUCACUUGUCUUGGCGCGAGAUCACCUGGGCAUUUCACAGCGGCAGCCAGGACAUUCUGUUGGAUCUAGUGAGCAGGCAUUUCCAGGGACGAAUGUUGUGGAAACAGGCAAAGGAGGCGGGCAUUUUCAUGUGGAUGACCGACAUCAACGCUGUGCGCGCUCAAUUCGAAGUGAUAGCCCGCAACGAGUACACCAAGUCGGAAGAAAAGAACCCAACUGACUGCAGCUUGUACUACCUCGCGCUGCGCAAGAAGGCGGUCCUCGUCGGCCUGUGGCGCAUGGCCACAUGGAGCCGCGAGCAACCUUCGACCCACCGCCUGCUCCAGAACAACUUCAGCGAAGCCCGCUGGAGGACGGCAGCGCUCAAAAACGCAUACGCGCUGAUGGGCAAACGCCGCUUCGAAUACGCCGCCGCCUUCUUCCUCCUCGCCGACCACCUCCAAGACGCCGUGGCAGUCCUCUCCAACCAAAUGAACGACACGCAGCUCGCCAUCGCCGUCGCGCGCGUCUACGAAGGCGACGACGGGCCCGUCCUCCGCAAGUUCCUCACCGAGCGCGUCCUCCCCCGCGCCGUCAUGGAGAACAACCGCUGGCUCGCGACCUGGGCCUUCUGGCACCUCGGCAAGCGCGACGUGGCCGUCCGCGCCCUCGUGACGCCGCUGUCCACACUGCUCUCGCCCCUGGACUCGGACUCCCCCAGCCUGCAGUCGCGCCUCUUCCUCACCGACGACCCCGCCCUCGUCGCCCUGUACCGCCAGCUGCGCGACCGCUCGCUGCAGACGCUGCGCGGCGCCCUCGCCGUCGCGCCCCGCGCCGAGUGGGAGUUUCUGAUCCACACCGCCCGCCUGUACGAGCGCAUGGGCUGCGACGUCCUGGCGCUGGAUCUCGUCCGCGGGUGGGAGUUUUUGCAGGCGCAGCCCGUCGUGCCGCCCUUGCCGGCGAUGGGGAUCCCCGCGACGAUGCAUUCGUCGGUGGUCAAUAAUGGCAGUGCAGGGGGUGGGGGUUUCGCCCUCCCGUCGGGCCCGCCUAGCCCGGUCGCGACGUACGACAUCGAUCCGAGGAAGUUGCUGCGUCGGCGGAGCAGUCUGGUCGUGGCGGACUUGCCGCCGACGCCCACGCCGAUGCGGUCGGCGCUGGAUGGGUUUUUUGUUGAUGGGGUUAGUGGUGGGGGGACGGCUGUUGUGGAGGAGGACGAGGAUGAGGAUGAGGAUGAUGAGGAUGAGGGAGGUGAAGGGGAGAAGAGGAAUGGGGUCAAUGGGAGUGGUGGUGGGGAUGCGGCGGCGAACGAGAAGGAGAAGGAGAAGGAGAAGGAGAAGGAGAAGAAGAAGCCGCCGCCGCCGCCGCCGACGCAGUUCCAUGAGCCGGAUGCUAAUAGUUUGUUGGAUUCGUUUGGGUUUUGA